GAAACUCCAAUGGCUUUCCUUUUCCUCAACUUCCUUGUCUUCCUCUCAAUGUUUCUACUGUGCUUUGUUCGUUGUGAACCCACUCCUUUGCUUCCCCCUUUCAACAUAUCCCAACCCGACCUUCUGAAAUACUUUGGGCUGAACAACUUCGGCAAUAUCCUCCCUGCUAUGUAUGUUUUCGGCGACUCUUACAUAGACGCCGGAAACAACAACUACUUGAAAACAAUCGCCAAAGCCAACUACCUUCCUUAUGGCAUAGAUUUUGCAGGAGGUCAACCAACUGGUCGUCUCACCAAUGGGAGAACCGCCGCUGAUUUUAUAGCUCAACUAGCUGGACUGCCAUUUCCUCCCCCUAUGCUAGGGAUGUCUGCUGCCGAAAAAGAGAAUACUCUCACUGGAGUCAAUUACGGCUCUGGUUCUAGUGGGAUACAAGCUCUUCCUCCUACUGUAGCACCAAUAUUUGGGCAUGUUCUGCGCUUUGAGGAACAAAUAAAUUUGUUCAAGGAGACAACCAACAGCAUGAGGAGUCGAUUUGCCAGCCUUGAGAGCUUAGCUCUCUACAUGUCCAAGUCAUUGUUCUUCAUCCAUAUAGGGAGCAUGUUGAGCAAUGACUUGGGCGUAUAUUGGGAGAUUGGACAAAGAGAUGCAUUCUUUUCGAAUGCAACCGAAUAUGCUCUUGGGUUGUCAAAGAAUUUGUCUCGUGGAUUGGAGGAAAUUUAUGAACUGGGAGCAAGGAAGUUCCUGGUAAACAAUGUCCCUCCAAUGGGGUGCUGGCCUGCCAAUGUCAACAGCCACAAGCCCAACACCUCUUGUGUCGAAGAUAUCAACCAAAGGGUAUCUUACUACAAUGGAGUGCUUCCCAACAUGUUGAAAAACUUGGAAGCAUCCUUGAAGGGGUCUACUUUUGUGGUUUGUGACCUAUACCGGCUGUUUGGAGAUGUUUUUUCCCAGCCCGCUGCCUAUGGGUUUUGGAAUGUCAGUGGUUUUUGCUGCCCCGAUUCAGCAGGGAAUGGCACAAGAGAAUGUGCUAAAGGUGGUGUUCCCUGCAUGGAUAGAGAAACCAUCCUCUUCUUCGACCCAGUCCACCCAACUGAGAGAUUCCAUUUCCACUGGGUUCGAUCCUUCUUGCUGGAGGACUCCCUCUGCUCCCCUUACAAUUUGUUAGAGUUAAUACAACUUUAG
This is a messenger RNA of Hibiscus syriacus, 1182 nucleotides long. Its product is annotated as GDSL esterase/lipase At2g03980-like. Gene Ontology annotation, molecular function: hydrolase activity, acting on ester bonds. The transcript has 6 exons. Lineage: Eukaryota; Viridiplantae; Streptophyta; Magnoliopsida; Malvales; Malvaceae. Bases 10 to 1182 code for a protein of 390 amino acids. The record is from RefSeq and is a predicted model, not a curated record.